Molecule: messenger RNA, 2406 nt
Organism: Pocillopora meandrina
Lineage: Eukaryota; Metazoa; Cnidaria; Anthozoa; Scleractinia; Pocilloporidae
Source: the annotation of a GenBank genome assembly
AUGGAGGAAAAAAUUCCUAUUAGCCAUGCCCAUGGUAGUGCAAGUUCAGGUGAUGUCAAGAAAGUCAUAGAUCUCUAUAAUCGGGGAGAAGAAGCCAUAGAGUACCUCAACCUAUAUCUUAAAAAAGCUAAAGAAGUAGGAGACAGGCAUGGGGAGGGUGGUGCUUAUGGCAAUCUUGGCAAUGCUUAUCACCGUCUGGGUGAUUUCAAAAAAGCCAUAGAGUACCACAACCUACAUCUUAAAAUAGCUAAAGAAGUAGGAGACAAGCAUGGGGAGGGUAGUGCUUAUGGCAAUCUUGGCAAUGCUUAUGACAGUCUGGGUGAUUUCAAAAAAGCCAUAGAGUACCACAACCUACAUCUUAAAAUAGCUAAAGAAGUAGGAGACAAGCAUGGGGAGGGUAACGCUUAUGGCAAUCUUGGCAAUGCUUAUGACAGUCUGGGUGAUUUAAAAAAAGCCAUAGAGUACCACAACCUACAUCUUAAAAUAGCUAAAGAAGUAGGAGACAAGCAUGGAGAGGGUAAAGCUUAUAGCAGUCUUGGCAAUGCUUAUAGUAGUCUGGGUGAUUUAAAAAAAGCCAUAGAGUACCACAACCUAGAUCUUAAAAUAGCUAAAGAAGUAGGAGACAAGCAUGGGGAGGGUGGUGCUUAUGGCAAUCUUGGCAAUGCUUAUAUUAGUCUGGGUGAUUUAAAAAAAACCAUAGAGUACCACAACCUAAAUCUUAAAAUAGCUAAAGAAGUAGGAGACAAGCAUGGGGAGGGUGGUGCUUAUGGCAAUCUUGGCAAUGCUUAUCUCUGUCUGGGCGAUUUCAAAAAAGCCAUAGAGUACCACAACCUAGCUCUUAAAAUAGCUAAAGAAGUAGGUGACAAAUCCCUUGAGGCAAUGGCCUACUCUUCACUAGGAUGCGUUUUUGAGUUGCAAGGUGGACUGCCAAAAGCCGUUGAACAUUAUCAAGCUAGCAUAAAAUUAUUCAAUUCCUUGAGAGUACUUCUAAAAUCUAAAGAUGAGUGGAAAGUUAAUUUUCGAAAUCAGCAGCAAAUGGCGUAUACGGGUUUGUGGAGAGUUCUAGUAGAACAAGGUAAUGUAGAUGAAGCCUUAUUUGUUGCUGAGAAAGGACGAGCUCAAGCUCUGACCGACCUCAUAGAAUCCAGUUUUUGUGGUGGAACAAGUCACCACAGGGGAGAAGAUGAAGAUUUCACAGUUUUAAAAAACGUUCCAUCAAACACUGUCUUUCAGGCAGUGGACGAAGCUGACGUCAAUCUUUGGGUUGUUUCCGAAGGAAAAAAAGUUCGGUUAAGACAAAGUAAACUCAAAGGUUUUGUUUCAGAGAAUAGUGGAUCUAGCCAGUCCUUUGAGUCGUUCAUGCUCGGUGUCUAUACACAACUUGGUGUUCGUUCUAAUGUGAGAUGCGAGAAUCGAUCUUUAGAUGCUUUGAGGGAGGGCUGUUCAAAAGUGGAUGAGAAAACCAAAGAAGCCAACCCUCAACCUCACAUCCAACAAGACGGAUGCUUGAGCACUUUGUAUGAUAUCGUUAUGAAGCCGGUGGCUGACUUGAUUGAAGGGGAUGAGCUACUCAUUAUUCCUGAUGGACCCCUGUGGAUCGCUCCUUACGCUGCAUUGAAGGAUGGUAAUUCUAAAUACCUGUGUGAAUCGUUCACAAUCCGAGUCGCUCCAUCGUUAGCAAGUCUUAGACUCAUUGCCGAUUGCCCAGAUGAUUAUCACAAAAGCAGUGAUGCGUUACUUGUAGGAGAUCCGUGGGUAUCCGAGGUUACUAACAGCGAGGGAGAGAAAGUCCUCGAGCAGCUUCCGUUUGCUAAAGAAGAAGUAGAAAUGAUCGGGAAAAUUCUGAAUAUCACGCCAAUCACUGGCAGACAAGCCACGAAACGUGAGGUGUUGAAAAGACUCAGUUCCGUUUCCUUAGUUCACUUUGCGGCACACGGAUGUCCGGAAACUGGCGAAAUUGCUCUUACACCUGACCUAGACCGAAUAUCAGCUGUGCCUACGGAGAAGGAGGAUUACAUUUUAACGAUUCAAGAUGUGUUGAAUGUUCAACUUCGCGCCAAACUUGUUGUGCUCAGUUGCUGCCACAGUGGUCGGGGCGAGAUCAAGGCUGAAGGUGUGGUUGGCAUUGCGCGCGCUUUUAUGGGGGCUGGUGCUCGGUCUGUUGUGGUGUCCCUGUGGGCGAUUGAUGACGAGGCUACUCUCCAGUUCAUGAAAUGCUUUUAUCAACACCUUGCAGAAGGUAAACCAACAAGCAAGUCACUGAACCUGGCCAUGAAAAGCCUCAGAGAAUCAGAUGAGUUCCACGAAAUCAAAUACUGGGCGCCCUUUUUGCUGAUUGGAGAUGACCUCACGUUUGACCUGAUGGCAAAGGAAAGAGAAAAUUUGAAUAGAAAAUCAAAUAAAUGA